Messenger RNA from Diaporthe batatas, 3713 nucleotides. RefSeq lists its product as uncharacterized. The transcript has 2 exons. NCBI's taxonomy places the organism in Eukaryota, Fungi, Ascomycota, Sordariomycetes, Diaporthales, Diaporthaceae. Bases 652 to 2976 code for a protein of 774 amino acids. The record is from RefSeq and is a predicted model, not a curated record.
CUAGUCUCUCCUGUCCCGUCAUCAACAAAACUAGUCCUCUGCCUUUGCCUUCAGCUACUAACUUCCUUUGGCCCCGUAUCUGGUGGUGGCUUUCCUUUAACUCCGUUUUUCGCUUCCAACUCUAUACCUUAUUCCCUAUUCUGGGCGGCUUAUUCCGUCAGCAGCCUGACACGCUCCCACUUCCUUGGUCCUGACUCGGCACUAAUAACCAAUUCCUCCUCUUCUUCACCAUCCCGUCGCCCACCCAUCAAUCCACAUCCAUCCACUCACUCACCCACCCACCACGCCCAGCUCUCAGCACCACCCGCCACAUCCGCGAUCGAUAGGUGUCGAGUCCACCUGCAUUCAAUCGCCAGCUAGGAAUUAAGUAAAUCGGAGGACGAACAACAAUUGAUUGGGCUCAAUCGUACCACGGGUCGGUUACUCGACAGGCCCAAAAAAGUAAUUUGCUUUGUCUCGGGUCGGGCGGAUAUUGUCGGACAAUUCGAUGGUUUCACAGCUUCUUCGUUGACUUCGGCGCAUUGAGCCUGCGGCCUCCAGUGGCACAACAGCCUUUGAGCAUCGCUCGCCGCCCCCAGCCCGCAAGCCCCGGCUCGGCCUCACCACCUCAGCCCGCAGCAUCGGAAGCCCCCUUGGGCCUAACCACCCGAAAUGGAUCACACAAGUCGCAAGGCAUCAGAUCCCGAGAGGAGAUCCUCGAUCAGGAACUCAACGAGGUCAUCAAUGCAGCAGGAGGCCGGAGGAGGAGGUGGAGUGAUAUUGGACAUCGACGACGACGAUUAUGCCCUCUUGGCUUUGGGUAUCUCGGAUGGGUUCCGGCCUCAGCCCGUGGACACCACCGGCCUUGACGAUCCACAAUCCUCCUCCCGAGCCCGGCCAGACCCGUCUGCCGCUCCCGCCGUCACACAAACUGCCCAAGAAUCGACGUCACAGCCCCGGUUGAACCGUUCCAGCAUAUCAAAACCCCACUCGGGUCGCGAUUCCUUCACCCUAAGACAUGACGGUGCCAUGGGCCAUGUCGCUGGCCCAUCCCACUCGCGCUUGUCCAGCGCUUCCACUGAAGCGCCCUACGUCCCCGAGGAGACGCCAUACAACGGACCCUCCGCACCCUCACAUCCUUACCAAAUGUAUUCGCAAAACCCCCGGCUGGCAAGGACUUUGAGUGUCACAACCACUUCAUCUACGCCCACCACACGCCCGGAAUCCGAAUACGAUGGCCCCAGCGGGCCCACCCACCCCUACUCUAUGUAUCCCCAGAACCCCUUCGUCGACACCAACAGCCAGGUCUCCGUGCCCGCCGUGCCCGCCGUUCCCGCCAUUCCUGUCGGAUUCACUGGUGCCUCGGAUCCUUAUCAGCGCCGCAUCGGGCCAGAGGGUGAGGAAGCAGGUGAUAUCAUUGGCCCCGAUGGACAUACGGAGGAGCUACCGCCGUACACGAGAUAUCCAGAUGAGUAUUACAAUCGGAAAAUACGAGACACCGAAGAACAGCAGAACGGGGGCCCUUCGACAGCCGCAGCCGCAGCCGCAACCGUGGUCCCGUCUGGCCACACGAGGGCGGGUUCAAGCGUCGGGACAGUACCCGGUGCCGGUGGGCUAGGCCUGGCUGCUCGAAACCCCGAAUUUGACUCAGUCGAAGACGUCGGCUCUCCACAUUCACGGCAGUCCGCCAGGAGCUUCACUACCGAGAGUCACCACGAGAUCAACACGGCAGCGGCAGCGGAGGUGUCCGAGAAACCGAAACUGAACAAAUUCCAGAGAUUUGCGAAGAGGAAAGCUUGCGGUGUGGUACCUUACUGGGCGAUUUGUAUGACAGUCACCGCUGUCAUAAUAGUCAUUGUCAUCAUUGGGGCUGUCGUUGGGACUUUGCUGUCCAAACACAAGAAGCCACCUCGAAAAGGCAAUCCCUCACAAUUUCAAGGUGGCGUUCCGACCGUGACAUUAACCUACGAUGCCAGUGCGAUCCCCACGCCUACCGACCUGCCUCCACUUCCGACGGGUGUGUUUGGCCUCCCUCUAAGCCUCAACAAGUCGCCCAACACUUGUUUCGAGAACACGGCUCAGAGCUCAGCGUGGACUUGCAACCUCGUUUUUGGGCAGGCAGUCCAUGUCCAGAUGACCAUUAGCCAGAAUGCCCCCCAGCUUGGCCAAGAGGGCAGCUAUGACAUAUUCCUCGACACAAACACAACCUUCCCGGGUGGCGACCGCAAAGACUUUCUGGCCUACGGGGCUCAGCCCCCUACCAUUCAGCCUGCCAUGAGCAUGCAGCUCGUCAACGACACCUUCGACAGGGACCGCGGCCCAGCAUGGUUCAGGAUGCUGCCAUACAACAAGACCGUCGUUGUUCCCGAAGAUCUGUUAUCUGCCGACAGUAGUUCAAACGUCCGGCGGAAUGGAGGCGAUUUUAUGCCAAGGCCGGGCGAUUUUCAGCGCAAGGACAUAGUGCCAAUGGGCAGCAAGCCUUGGAUCUGCAAUUGGCCUGAAACCUAUGUCGAGGUGUUCAUAUAUGCGGAACAGAACAGCAGCUGGGCUUCACAGACCAAGGCGAUGACCGGUACGAUCACGCCACCACCGGGAGCAACCCCUACAGUAGUCCCGACCGCAACUGGCACCGGCGCCCCAGCAACCGUCACAAGCCAGGUGGCUGAUUUCAUGCCAUUCGCUCCCUACCCGAGAGCUGUCAAGGUGAAAGAGAGGCGGCUUAAUUGGGCACCUUCGCCAUACUGUGUUCAGGUAACCGUGAUGCCGGAUAAUACGACUCAGCCCGUUACAGAUGACGCUGGGGAACCGGUCAUUGUAUACAUUGCCGAAGACGAACCGGGCCCGGAGAUGCCUGAAGAAGCGGUGCAGAAGGGGAGACACGGCGGCUACAGAGAAAAGCGGGAGCGCGACGCCUUGCACGACUUCUUGAACCCUCGUGACAGCGACGAGGACUAUGGUGACAUGAGCGCGUGCGGAUGCAUGUGGUUCUCGUCAUGACCGAAACCUAACAUUUGUUAAUACAAAGGCGGCGACGGGAGGGUGAUGUUGUCGCGGACUUGCAUAGCUCGCGCUACAACGCGCCAAGACGGGGAAGAAUAGGCCGUCCGGAUGGCGUUGACGGGCUCUUUUCAACUUUUGGAUCGGAAACUUCUUUGAUCGAGAGUGGUCUCUCGAGAAUUGCGCGGCGACCGGCGCGGCGCUCUGGCUGGCUCGUUUUCCUACUUUUUCUUUGUUACAACUGUAUGACAUUUCAUCAGUGCGACAUAUCCCCAUGUGCGAAUUUUAUUGGAUCGGGUGGAGUUCAUGGCAUAUGCGGCGACAUUUGGGUUUCAAAAAAGCUUCGGCCUUUCGUAUGCGUGGACCUUUUAGGGGUUGAUCUUCCUGCCCAUCUACUGUAUAUCCUGGGACAGCGGGGAGACACAUUGGCGAUAGAGACGCUGUAGGAACAAGGGUGUAGGGCAUCACUGGGGGGGGGGACUGGAUAUUUCAGUAAGCUAAUGAAUGAUUCAUCAUCAUCAUCAUGGCCGAAGCGGAUGGGAUUGCUGGGCGGGAGGAGUCCGAAUUGAAGGAUCUCUGAAUUUAUGCUGUCUAUACUAUAUAGCUGGAACGGACCAUGGGAUGAGCGCCUUUGAGCCGAUGAAUCAAGAGAAAUCUGAUAAUGUCUUGACUGAACUAUGCCUGAGAGUGUCACGUAAAAUCAGAACGCGUAUAUCGAAUUUAUUGUUUUAACAGGA